AUGAGCUUAGGAAAGGGGGUAUCGAGCAGGGGUACAGAACAGGAUUCACUGGUGACGGUGGUCCUGACAGCAGAAAACCACCCGCUAACAAUACUAGUAUACUAUCCGAUCGGCGAUAGUAUGACCAGUCUAUAUGAGCCUUAUCGGCUCCCUCAAUCGAAUUUUACAACAUAUUUGAAAAUGCGAUUCAAAUUUCAGGUUCUACUAUGGUCCACAUUAUCUUCCAGCUUCAGAAAAGAUAACAUUUGAUAGUACCGAAAAGCAGUUACCAAUUCGGGUUGAACUCCUUGAAUUUUUCGAGUUAUACUUGUUCCAACUAACGAUGGAAAUUCUGGGAAAUAACUCGAGAGUAAUAUGGACCAAUCCUGCAGCGUUCUUUACAGGAGAAUUCAUUCCAACUAAAGUUGAACAACUUGAAGCUGAACUUUUGACGAACUUGCGUGAACUAUCUGCUGGUUUCCCAAAAUUCAGGCAAUUAUUGCAGAUUCGAUGGAAAACCUCAGAUUCUAAAUACAGUCUUUUCGCGGUAGAGGAGUGUGGACAAUUUUACGAUCUGAAAUUACACUCCCCUAAUACAAGUUAUGAGAUUUUUGUAAGUGCAAAAACAUCCAAAGGCUAUGGUAGAGAGGAACGGGUGAAUUUCAUCACUGGAUCUCCACCAGGUUAG
Haemonchus placei is the source of this 667-nucleotide messenger RNA. Lineage: Eukaryota; Metazoa; Nematoda; Chromadorea; Rhabditida; Trichostrongylidae. The record is from the annotation of a GenBank genome assembly.